Molecule: messenger RNA, 722 nt
Organism: Octopus bimaculoides (California two-spot octopus)
Lineage: Eukaryota; Metazoa; Mollusca; Cephalopoda; Octopoda; Octopodidae
Product: ADAMTS-like protein 2
Biological process (GO): extracellular matrix organization; proteolysis
Cellular component (GO): extracellular matrix
Molecular function (GO): metalloendopeptidase activity
Source: RefSeq, a predicted model, not a curated record
UAGUCGGCCUCUGGAGCGAAUGCUCAAGAAGCUGCGAUGUCGGUGAACAAGUUCGUUCGGUUCGCUGUUGGAGAAUGUUGGCCCCGGGUUUCGAUAGCAGUGUUCAUGUGUACCUUUGUAACUCGGCAGUAAGACCUGCAUCCAGUCGGAAGUGUAACAACCAGCCGUGCGGUCCUCAAUGGGAAAUGUCAACAUGGUCAACGUGUUCUUCUCUCUGUGGUUAUGGAAUUCAAAGACGCCAUGUUCGAUGUAACUCAGGCAAUGAAAUACAUUGUAAUAGAUCUACGAAACCGACAACACACCAAUCCUGCUUCCACCCUCCUUGUGUCCACAGUUGGAAAGUGAAGAAAUGGUCGAAGUGCAACGGUCCGUGUGGCCGCGGUGUACAGCAUCGGGACGUGAUAUGCGUUGACCGAAAUGGAAUUAGAAGCGACAUCAGAUCCUGCGAUAAAAACACCAAACCACAAACGGUACAAGGAUGUGGCUUUGCACCAUACUGUCCGUCGAUGUGGGUGCCACAGGCUUAUGACACGUGCUCAGCUUCCUGUGGCCAAGGAAUUGUAACCAGGAAAGUAGUUUGCGGACGCGUGGUUCGAAACAGUUUCCAGUUGCAAUCAGAUGCCCACUGUCGCCAUAAACCUCGGCCAACAAGUACAACCACCUGCACCGCGAAACCGUGCCUCUCCAGCUGGUAUGUCACAGAAUGGUCAAAGAAUUCUUAA